CGAUCAGUCCUUUCAUGAUAUUCGUCAGCGUAACGUAUCAACCUGGAACAUAAUUUUUUAAAUAUUUUAUAUAGUUAUAAAAUGAGUGUUACACAAAAUUGAUAAUUCAUUAAGAAAAUACGUCUCUUAUCGUCUCUACUACAGUGAUAUGUUUCAGCAGUAUAAUUGAUUGCGAUAGAGAUUGCAAGUCUUAGAUCUAUAAAAGCCGAUCCGUUUAAAGCAGUUGAGACUCUCGUUCAAGACGUCGGUAACUCCUCAAAUCUGAAUUUCAAGUGCCGCUCGCAGGAGUCUGUGUGAUAUAAAAAUAGAUAAAAUAAAAGACAUGAAAGACACGCGAUAAAGGGCAAGAAUACAAUUAAGAACAUAAGACGAUGAAGAAUAGCAUUUCCCCGCAAUCAGAGGCAGUACCGUACUACGGUGUGGUUAAUCACAGAUUUCGAGUUAGUCUCAGCGAGGAUGUCCCAGCGGAUUUGAACCCAGCAUCGGGUGAACCAAAAUUGGUCAAAAUGGAGUUCAAGCCUCAUAAGGAGACGCUUGGGGCUCAGUCGGAGUACAGGAAGGACACGGAGUGGAAGUUUGGUGACUCGGGGACGGACAAGGUCCAGGGCGUGGAUAAUCCUGGAUAUAGCCUGGAAGAGUAUGACGUUUUCGACGAGAACGUCGUGAGGCAUCGUCACGCAGUGAACGGAGAAGAUAAGGAAUUCAAAGUUCAAAGGCCGCGGUCGCUGAAUGAGAUCCCAACGUCAUCAAGAGUCUACAAAAGACCGUUCAGUCUGCAACUGGAUGAUGCAAGCAACAAGGGCGUCGCUUACGAAGUAAGUUCUGUGAAUACCGAGGGAAAUAAUAAUGGAAAUAUGGUACUGCAACUGGUGCUACCUCAGGCUGUCCUACGUGGCAUAUCGAGAGAGUCGCAGGAGUCCAUUCCAAAUUUAACUAGCCUACAGAAUGUCUCUGAUGUACCAUCAAACGAAUAUUACACGUAUGCACCAAGUGUAAUAAGUUACGCGAAUGGUACGAAAACGCCAAGAAGCGUCGAGGCUCACGUAGUAAACAAGAGCAAUGGGCUCAACAAUGGUAUCAACAAGGGAUUCAAUAGUUCGGCAAGCAUACACAGCGAAGCUGCAAGCUCCCAUGGACAAAUCCCACCACCGACCUCGGGUGAAAAGAAGAAAAAUAUGUUCAGAUCUUUUAUCUCUAUCAUCAUAUCUUGCAUCUAUGCUGUAUUUUUAGUUACUCUUGGUAUGGUUAUCUAUGUGGCUGAUAUUCUCACGGUGAACUCCUCUUUGGCUGCUACUUUCAAUCUAUAUCUGGUACUCGUUGGAUUCGUUUACCUGGGAUAUCUAUUUUUUGAUAUUCGAAGUUAUGCUAAUAAGGCGAAAAAACAUUUUAAGGCCACGACAAAUUACGAUAAGGAGGAUGAAAUUUCCUCUGUUAAUCUAAACGUGAAUAUUGUAUCGGUGCUUAAUCACGGAUUUUGCUUUGCUGUUGGUAGACACUCUGGAAGUUUUUAUUUGAAAGUUGGAGCAGCUGUCUUUUGCUUUGGACACUUAAUACAUAGUGGACUCUUAUUGGUAUACGAGAUCUUUUUCUUGACAUCCGAAGAAUUACAUGAAUGCUUCAGUCUGGUGGCACUUAUCUUUGACGUGGUUUAUCCGAUUUACUCCUUCUUUCAAUUGUUCUUUAUCUUCAAGUACGCCAACGUUAUCAUUAAUCACUGUAAGGAGAUAUCGAGGAUAUUGGUGAUGCAUAUGAUUGGAUCCAGCAUUUGUUUUUGGGUUUGGGCAAUAGUUCGUGAGAGUACUGAUUCCUUAUCGCGACAUGCAAAUGCUGCAGAUCAGACACCCGAGGAUGAUACUGCAGAGGUGGCAGCACUUAUUUCUUCGGACGGUAGUGCAUCUGUGGCCCUACCUUUGACCUCUUAUCAAGAAAGAGGUGCCAGAGAUUUGUUAGAAUUCCUAAACGGAAGUUUCAUCAAUACCGAGUGUCAACAUAUCGAAUUGAAUGUUAUAUACGAAAGAUUUUCACCAUACUUGUACCCUUUUACCAUCGAGUAUAGCAUUCUCAUUGUGGGAAUUUUGUACAUAAUCUGGAAUAACAUUGGCGAUUGUAAGAGAGGUGGCGGAAGCAGCGCCGAGGGUGUUCCCUGUCCACCUCUGGCAGGACCGGAAGCUGGAAGUAACAUUAUUUUACAUGCGGAUUGCACUCACACCAACCGUGGACUUUUUGGUGGCAUAUUAGUUCUUGUUGCCUCAAUCGUCUCAAUAAUUCUUUUCUUCAUUGCCGUGGCUGAACCGGAGUACGCUGCGAUUGGUAUUUGGGCCAAUCAGGUAACCGAAGCCGUUCUAUUGACAGUCAUGACUCUCUCAGCAAUAUUGGCCUAUAGGAAAAUAAUCAGAUUAGAUGUUAAUCAUCAUCCUAUUUCACUGCUGGAUGAUAUACUGUUAUUUAUAGCUAUUCCGGCAUUCUUUUUAUACGCCAUCUUUAGCAUUGUCCCAGCAGCCCAGAAGCGUGAUGGGUUAAAGAUCUUCUUAAUCAUUCUGGGGCUGACGCAAGUACUGAUUCAAACCCCCCUGAUCAUCGACGGACUUAGACGAUGCUCGAACGCAAAGAAAUACCGAAUUGAAAAGCCCGGCCGCGAACUCAUCACUUUCCUAGUAAUCUGCAACGUGGCACUUUGGAUAAUUGAAACUUUCGAAAUCAAAUCAACCGACAUGCAAGACGAUAGAUACGAAUUCUAUGGGAAGGUCCUUUGGACAAUCCUAAAGCACAUGACUGUACCAUUGACAAUGUUCUACAGAUUUCACAGUUCCGUAUGUCUAGUAGAUAUUUGGAAAAGUGCUUAUGAACCUGUUGAGCUUAAUCACUGAAAACAAAAAAAACUGCAAAAAACUUCAAAUUUAUCGACAAAACAAAAUUAUUAAUUAGUAUCUUAAUUGUUGACUAGUUUUAAGGUUUAAGCAAAAUUUUAUUAUUGUAAAUGAAUUUUAUGUCAUAUAGAUUGAUUGCUUAAGCGAAUCACUGAAUCUAAUUGUAUAUAUACCAAUAUAGUGCAAAGUACACUGACCAAUUUCGUAAGCA
Molecule: messenger RNA, 3078 nt
Organism: Cephus cinctus (wheat stem sawfly)
Lineage: Eukaryota; Metazoa; Arthropoda; Insecta; Hymenoptera; Cephidae
Product: proton channel OTOP3
Exons: 14
Coding region: 372-2867 (831 amino acids)
Biological process (GO): proton transmembrane transport
Cellular component (GO): membrane
Molecular function (GO): proton channel activity
Source: RefSeq, a predicted model, not a curated record